AACCAAAAUUCCAGAUUUUCCGAGUCCGACUCACUUCCGAAGAGAACGAAGAAAAAACCCCUUUCCUCUCGAUUUCUCUCCGAGUCAUCCGAGUCGCAGCGGUUUUUUUUCCCACCCGAGUCGUCACUCAGUCACAGCAAUGGUCGGAUUGCGUCUUCUACUUGCUACCGUGAUCGCAGGGUUUUUAUUGUCUACAUCCGAAUGUCUGCGGUUCGAGCUGCAAUCGGGUCACACGAAAUGCAUCGUGGAAGAUAUAAAAUCCAGCGCCAUGACCGUCGGAAAAUACAGCGUCGUCAACCCCAACGAAGGCCAGCCCAUGCCCAAUUCUCACAAAUUGACCGUCCGGGUGACGUCGCACUACGGAAAUAGCUAUCACUUUUCGGAGCUGGUGGAAUCGGGGCAGUUUGCGUUUGUGGCGGCGGAGGCGGGAGAUUACAUGGCGUGCUUCUGGGCGCCGGUUUUCAAGCCCGAGACGACGUUGACCAUCGAAUUCGAUUGGAAAACCGGCGUCGCCGCCAAAGACUGGUCCAAUGUCGCCAAGAAAAGCACCGUUGACGUCAUGGAAUUGGAGCUUAGAAAGUUGUUUGAUACGGUUACUUCCAUUCACGAGGAGAUGUUCUAUCUCCGCGAAAGGGAAGGGGAGAUGCAGGAUCUUAACAGAGCGACAAACUCGAAAAUGGCCUGGCUGAGCCUUCUUUCGCUUAUUGUUUGCUUAUCAGUCGCGGGUUUGCAAGUGUGGCACCUGAAGACAUUUUUCGAGAAGAAGAAGGUUAUAUAAAAUGUUUCGGGAUAGGAGUUCUAUAGUCCCGUCGUUUACUGCUUAUUUUGUAAAAUAGUUUACAACAUGAGAAUUUUCUAUUGAAUCUGAAACAGAAUGGUAGAACGCUAGUCGCAACGAAUACUCGCGCAAGCUUUCACAUUUAUGCAUUAAAUAUGUGCCAGUGA
Messenger RNA from Pyrus x bretschneideri (Chinese white pear), 945 nucleotides. Its product is annotated as transmembrane emp24 domain-containing protein p24delta9. The transcript has 4 exons. Bases 140 to 778 code for a protein of 212 amino acids. NCBI's taxonomy places the organism in Eukaryota, Viridiplantae, Streptophyta, Magnoliopsida, Rosales, Rosaceae. The record is from RefSeq and is a predicted model, not a curated record. Gene Ontology annotation, cellular component: endoplasmic reticulum-Golgi intermediate compartment; endoplasmic reticulum; COPII-coated ER to Golgi transport vesicle. Gene Ontology annotation, biological process: endoplasmic reticulum to Golgi vesicle-mediated transport; intracellular protein transport; Golgi organization.